Molecule: messenger RNA, 4822 nt
Organism: Mus pahari (shrew mouse)
Lineage: Eukaryota; Metazoa; Chordata; Mammalia; Rodentia; Muridae
Gene: Ajm1
Product: apical junction component 1 homolog
Exons: 3
Coding region: 291-3215 (974 amino acids)
Biological process (GO): cell-cell junction organization
Cellular component (GO): plasma membrane; apical junction complex
Source: RefSeq, a predicted model, not a curated record
CAAGCUUCUGCUGGUACCGGGUGUAUGGAUAGAUAUAUAUAGCGGGGCCAGGUACACACUGGAACCGACCUGGGUUAUGCAGACUAUACUCGGGCUCGGCUCGUGGAGUAAUCACCAGGUCGCAUGGACUGUGAGUUUUCUCCUGCAGGUACAUCUAACAUAGGCAUGGAGUCAGCACCAGAAGCCUUGACUAAGACCUGCAGCCAAGGCUGCUCCAUCCCCUAUGCCCCAGGACAAAAUCCCCGAAAGGCCGAGUGACUGGAGCUGUCAGCCUGGGGACGUCUUUUAAGAUGACCCGCACGGACCCUCCGGACUUGCUGGUGUCGACCGUGUACCAGGACAUCAAGGUGGUGGACCCAGGGCUCACGUCCAAACGCCAGCCAUGUGAGCGAUCCGUGGCCCGGCCUGCUGCGCCCACGCCUUUCAACAAGCGCCACUGCCGUAGUUUUGACUUCUUAGAGGCACUGGACGAGCCCACCAUGGAGACACACCCAGAGCCGCCACCUCCUGAACCUGCGCCACCGCGCGCCCGACCCCGAGACAGCGAGCCUCGGCGCCGCACCCGUUCCAAGAGUGCGCCCCGUGCGCCCCAAGGCCUGGCGACUGCUCCAGCUUCGCCGCCCGUACUGCAACGCAGAGGCCGGGAAGCCCAGCGUGCAGUGCGGGUGGAGGGGUCGCCGCGCCGGGAGCCCUCGUAUCCUGCGCUGAGAGCUCUCGCUAAUGAGCUGCACCCCAUCAAGCUCCAGCCACAGCGGGGAGGCCCCGGACGCAUCGCGCCUCUAUGCGCCACCCCAGGCCGCUGCGCACCACCGGAACCACCCUCUGGACCCGUCCCCCAUGUCCGCUGCCGUUUGGACAUCAAACCGGACGAGGCAGUGCUGCAGCACGCCGCCCGAAGCUCGCGAUCUUGCGCACCUAGAGAGACGUCGUCCUGGGCUCGCACAACCCCACAGUUCCAUGGCCUCACAGUUCCCGGCCCUCGCCACGUGGCUCUGUCACGCACUCCCACCCCCAGUGACUUGUACUGUACUGACCCCAGAGCUCUGUACUGCGAAGGGCCGCUGCCUGGGCCCCGGGACUACUUGGAGCACCGCAGUCAACCCUUCACAACGCCUCCAGGACCCACCCAAUUCUUCUACACCGAGGAGCCAGAGGGCUACGCAGGCAGCUUUACCACAAGCCCCGGCCUUCCCUUUGAUGGCUACUGUUCCAGGCCCUAUUUGUCCGAAGAACCCCCUAGACCCAGUCCAAGGCGUGGGGGCAGCUACUAUGCUGGCGAAGUACGCACCUUCCCGAUCCAGGAGCCCCCCUCCCGCUCCUACUACGGGGAGACAACUCGAGCCUACGGUAUGCCUUUCGUUCCCCGGUACGUCCCAGAAGAGCCCCGGGCGCACCCUGGAGCCCGCACCUUUUACACCGAGGACUUUGGGAGGUACCGUGAACGCGAUAUACUGGCUCGGACUUACCCGCACCCGCGCAGCAGCCCAGCCUGGGCUGACUGGGGUCCGAGGCCUUACCGCACCCUUCAGGUGAUGCCGCCUCCCGCCCCUGGACCACUGUUGGCCUCGUGGCACGGCGGCACCGGCACAAGCCCACCCCGGCUGGCCACCGAUAGCCGCCACUACUCUCGAUCCUGGGACAACAUCCUAGCUCCUGGUCCUCGUCGUGAAGAUCCUCUAGGACGCGGCCGCAGCUAUGAGAACCUUCUGGGACGCGAGGUUCGGGAUACGCGGGGUUCAUCCCCUGAAGGUCGGCGUCCACCAGUCGUAGUGAAUCUGUCCACCUCACCCAGACGCUAUGCAGCACUGUCGCUGUCCGAGACGUCGCUGACGGAGAAGGGUCGCGCGGGGGAGAGCCUGGGCCGCAACUGGUACGUCACGCCAGAGAUUACCAUCACAGACAAUGACCUGCGCUCAGUGGAGCGCCCGACUGCCAAGGGCUGGGAAUUGCCUGGAGGCCGACCACGGCAGCCAGCACCCACGGUCCCCGAGGGUCCUGCUUCAAGCCGCCAGCGCAGCCUCGAGCAGCUGGACGAGCUCAUCACUGACCUGGUCAUCGACUCACGGUCGCCAGCCCAAGCCCCGGAGCCUGCCGCCGAAGGUUUAGGCCGCCAACUCCGCCGCCUGCUGGACUCCCGGCCUGCGGGCCCUGGAGGGGCCACCCUGCUGGCGCCAUCGCGCUCGCCCCCGGCCUCGGCUGGCAGCACUGAAGAGCCCACCGGCUCGGGGGAGGCAGCCGACGCCUCCCCGGAGCCCAGCGCAGACGAGGAUGACUUGAUGACCUGCUCCAACGCGCGCUGCCGGCGGACAGAGACCAUGUUCAACGCCUGCCUCUACUUCAAGUCCUGCCACAGCUGCUAUACCUACUACUGCUCGCGUCUGUGCCGCCGAGAGGACUGGGAUGCGCACAAGGCGCGUUGCGUGUACGGCCGCGUGGGCAGCGUGUGCCGCCACGUGCUGCAGUUCUGCCGCGACAGCAGCCCAGUACAUCGCGCCUUCUCGCGCAUAGCGCGGGUCGGAUUCCUGUCGCGAGGCCGUGGCGUGCUGUUCUUGGGCUUCCCGAGCCCGGGCUCUGCCGACAACUUCCUACGCUUCGGCCUCGAAGGGCUGCUGCUAUCGCCCACCUACCUGUCGCUGCGUGAGCUGGCUACACAUGCGGCGCCCCUGGGUAGCUAUGCACGAGAGCUGGCGGCCGCUGGAAGGCUCUAUGAGCCGGCGGAGUGCUUCCUGCUUAGCGUGUCCGUGGCUGUGGGCCCCGGCGCUGCACCCCCCGGAGCCGCUGCCCGGCCCGCGCCGCGCACUCCUGGGCCCACGGUGCGCAAGUUCGCCAAGGUGGCUCUGGCCGCUGGCAGCCCGACGCGUCCUCCUCCUGCGCGUGGCGGAGAGCCAGAUAUGGAAACGCUGAUCCUGACGCCACCCCCAGGUACUGCGGGCCUGGACGAAGAAGGUGAGGCCGGCCGGCGCGCGCGUGAAGUAGCCUUCAUCCAUAUCCAACGUGAGUUGCGAAUGCGCGGGGUCUUCCUCCGCCACGAAUUCCCACGGGUCUACGAGCAGCUCUGUGAGUUUGUGGAAGCUAACCGGCGCUUCACGCCCACAACCAUCUAUCCCACGGAUCGGCGCACUGGCCGCCCCUUCAUGUGCAUGAUCAUGGCUGCUUCCGAGCCGCGUGCACUAGACUGGGUAGCCAGCGCCAACCUGCUGGACGACAUCAUGUGAACCAUGGAACUAUUAGGCCCAGGCCCCGACCCCAGCCCUGCCUACUCUACUCAGGCCCUGCCUGAUCCAUCACGACGGCCCCGGCCCCCAGAGUCUGGACCAGUUGGUUCAACGCCCCCCAAGUCCCCUGGGCCUCCUUUAGUCUUAUACAAAUUCUCUGCCCUGAGCUCCACCCACUCCACACCUCUAACUUUGCCUAGGAAUCCCCCCCCGCCCCCACCACUGUCCCCUUUCCAACCAGCUGCUUCUCUUCCUUUCUGUUCCUAACCGGACCAUCCAAAUUCCACAUCCUGGGCUCUCCCCCAAGCCAGUUCAAGGAGAGGGGGCUCCCCAAGGGCCCGGUCCUCGCCCUCGGUGCUCCCCACUGGGAGGUGGGGUGGGACUGAGGACCUCUGGGCUCUGCCUGCUACACUCAUCCCAUGGGGACGAACUCAGUUGGUGUAUGUUGUGGGUGCUUGCUAUAGCUCUCCAACCCUUCUAUUCAGAAAUCCAUGUUAACCAAAGCCCGACGUCCUUACUUUAAACACUUCCCCUAAACCCUCCUGUCCGGGGUGUGUCAGGCUCAGAGACCUACUCCCUGUGCACCCUCAUGCUGUUGAGGCAAUGGGCAUGGCCAGCACUGUACACUUCUCAGUGCUGCCUGUCCUUCAAUGCUCUCACCUCUGGUCACCUUAGUCUGGGCCCUUGUAGGACAAGUUGGAAUACUGGGGAAUUUUCAAGGCCAAGGCAAAAAUCCACCCUGCCAGACGGAAACCUGAGCAGGGGGAAGCAGUGUGGGCGGUGACCCAGCCAGAGUUAAGAUCUGGGUAAGGAUUUGAGCUCCCAACACCUACCCAACAAGAUGGCCUUAAAAAUCUACCUUCCAGAGAAGAUGGAAGUUGAGGCCUUAAUCUCCCAGGGAGGUGGGAAGUGUGUGCUGAGGAAUUAGCAGGGGACCCUACAGAGAGCAGCUCCUACCAUUGAAUGACUUGGGAAUGAUUAAGGAACAGGGCUGCCCCUAAUUAGGAACUGGACUAGGAAAGGUGCAGAGUAGUGAGCCACCAAGUGUGGGUACGGUUAAGGAGUCCCGUGCUGAGGCCUACCCCGAAUCCAGUCGUGUGUGCAAAAGUGCCCUGGCUGCGCUCCAAGGUGAGAGAGAAGCCAAAGCCUGACUUGUUGUGGAGGUCUCGGCUCCCCUAAGCCCCUUGCCUGACCCCUACAGCCUAAGUGUACCUGGAUCUAUCUGAGCCCAGGACUUUGUGGAGGGUGUGACCCAGAGAGGGCUUGCGACCAGACUCUCCAAGCCCUCUCCAGAAGCCCCAAGCCCUUAGGAGCUCUGAAAGUUCAAUUGCGAGAAUCUAGGACACACACCUAUGCACGAGGGUGUGCACAUGCGCCAGCUAUCCUCUACUGGAUGUCCCCAGGACACUCCAGCUCUCUCUCCUUGGCCCCUGUCUUAGCACAUGCCCGGAUGCCGCUCUUGCAACACUUGCUGUCCUGCCGCCUGCCGCCCUCCCCAGGGGCUCCACAUUCCUUCCUGCGGCAGGCUGGCAAGAACGCCCCUGACGAGAAGGGCGAGUGCUUUCGAACCAAGUAAAAUAGAACUUGAAUGUAGCUGCUGCUAAUAA